This is a messenger RNA of Lagopus muta (rock ptarmigan), 1310 nucleotides long. RefSeq names its product histone H2A-beta, sperm-like. Gene Ontology annotation, cellular component: nucleosome. The transcript has 3 exons. The record is from RefSeq and is a predicted model, not a curated record. Lineage: Eukaryota; Metazoa; Chordata; Aves; Galliformes; Phasianidae. Bases 142 to 606 code for a protein of 154 amino acids. Gene Ontology annotation, molecular function: DNA binding; structural constituent of chromatin; protein heterodimerization activity.
GGUUUUUUUCAGGACUGUUUGUCUCUGACUGUAGGCUAUAGCAAAGCACAAAUUAGGCUUAAAAAUAUCUCUUUGGAAGGCUGCUAAGAGGCAGUAGCAGUUAUUUUUAAUGAACUUAAGUGAGUAGCUCUUCCUACCCUCAUGAAAGGAACAAGCUUUCUUCUUGAAGUAGAAGAGUACAAAGUAAUGUCUGGGCGAGGGAAGAAACUUACAGUGGCUAGCAAGCCUGAAGCUGCACCAAAGAAAGCAAAAUCAGCCAUGGCUGGUCUGCAGUUCCCUGUGGGUCGAGUCUUCAGGCUCCUGAAGAGAGGCCACUACUCUGACAGGAUCAGCCCCGGUUCUGCAGUCUACAUGGCUGCAGUGCUGGAAUACCUGACUGCGGAGAUCCUGGAGCUGGCAGGAAAUGCUGCACGGGAAAACAAGAAGACCAGGAUCCUGCCCCGACACAUCCAGCUGGCUGUGAGAAACGAUGAUGAGCUGAGCAAGCUCUUCUCCUGUGUGACCAUUGCUGAAGGAGGGGUUAUGCCAAAUAUCCUCCCUCAGCUCCUUCCCAAGAAAACUUCCAAAAAUACUGGUGUGCCUAAGGAACAAACUGGUAGCCAGUGAAACUUGCUUUUUCUGGUCUGAUCUGUGCACUUUUGAAUAAUGGGACUCAGCACUAAUUUGUUUAAUUCUUUGUAAUUUUUUUCCACUGUUUUUAAUGCAUUUUUAAAGAUUGUAAUAAAAAUUUCCAGAAAGCAACACUGUUCUCCUUUCUUUCCACAGCUUCAUUUCCACAGAAAUGUGAUUGCCUUAUUUUCUUGGUCUAGCAUACAGCCCAAGUAACUCUUUAAAAUUGCUUGUUUACUUCUAUAAUGUGUUUUCAGGUAAAGGUUGUAGAGCAGGCAGAGGAAUCAAGACAUGUUCAUGUGAACAUUUAUCGUGGCCUCAGUGCGGUUAGUUUAGCACCUCACAGGUUAAUUCUUCUUUACGAGUUGAUUACCCUUUGCUUUAAUGCUUUACUGCUUGGAGAGCUGCAGUGAGCUAUCUCUCAUAGGAGGCUAAACUUUUCUCCUCCUUGCUCUACUGGCUACCUGGUGACUAUUUAAACCUUGUGCUGUUGGUGGAGGUGAUUCUCUUGCUUCUUUCUAUUGGUGCAGAAUAACAAGUAUAUUCUCCUCUAAACAAACUCCUAGGCCUUUUCUAACUAACUCACUGAAAGUGAAAGCUUUCCCUUGAGAAGAUUCCUAGGCUUCUCACUCUGUAGUGGAUAUUGAGGUUUGCUAUUGAGUGGGGAAACAAGAUCUGGUGCAAGCGUAUUAGGAUCAGUC